AACAUUUAUACGAGUUUACUUUAAGAUACGAGUCGUGGGUGUGUUUGUAUGAAUGGUCUUGUAAUAUAUGAUAUGGUCACAUUAUAGAAUAUAAGUGGUAUAGGUAUAUGAUCAUUGUAAUAUCAGCUAUAACGAUAUACGGUCACACGGGGCAACUGGCCAAGUAUGAGUGGGUAGGUAGGUACGUGACCGUUUUAUUUUCUGUAGAAUAUAAAUUACAGGUACCCUACCCGCUACCGCUAUUACCGUUUAUGACUUACGGUACCUAAUGGCUAAUAUUGUGCAUUCAGUCGAUGUUGUUUCUCAAGACGUAAUUACGUAAAGACGAGAACUGUGUUCAAGACGUGUGUAUGCCCUAUGGAGAGAGCGCGAUCUAGCAUUGUCGUUUCUUAGGCGACGGAUUUACGAAGGUCUAGUAUAAGCGGUGAUUUGGAGUCGGAAAUAUGUGGGCGCAGUGGGCGCACCUGUUGGUUAUUGAUAAACGUACGCACGCACGCACGCACAUACCUUGGUACAGGUAUUUUUGCUAAUACAGUGAUUCUUAUAAUAAUAUUAAUAUUAUGCACGAGUAUCGUCGCUUUUCCGGAUAGUGACCGCUGAACAUAUUGUAGGGUCAGAAACUGUAUUAGUAUAUUAUUAUUCCUACUUUCAUUAUCGUUUUGUAAUCAUGUCGCCCGUCAACCUUGUGCUGCCUGUCGUAGUUGUACCUUCAUCCCACCGUUGUCGUUUGUCGAUGUUUUUAGGACAAUGCGAACGGAUACGCUUCCAAAGUUUCAGUCACGAAGGUCUUUAAUACAUAAUACUCCACAUACUAGUCCGUAGUCUGAUCGGUUUCCAAUUGGCUUAUACGCUCGUAGGUAAGUGUUAAAAUAUAGGUACAAAUCGAGUUUUUAAUUUUUACAUAAAUCAUUGUGAUGUUGUUAUGACAUCGGGCAGGAUUUAUGCCAAUUUUCUUUUGUAUGCCCAUUACAAAUGAUGUGCUUUAAGAAGAAUCAUCGGUUGUUCAAUUGAUUUUAUUUAAAAAUUUUGUCUAUCAGGUAGUCCCACAAUAUUGUCAUGACUCCGAUACAUGUGGGAGACGUUAAGAAUUCUGCCACUGAAGGAUUACCUGCAAAAUUUGUUCUAUCUAUGAGAACGCUUUUUGACAUUCUAGAUGACAAAAGGACUGGUUAUGUUAAAUUUUCUGGUUAUUUUUUUUUCAUUUCUUUUGUACCUAUACCUAUUGAUUAAAUAUAAAAUAUUGUCGUAUGUGUUUUUAUGCUAUAGAAAUUGAAACACGGUGGCAAGACGAUGGCACAAAAGGUUUACCAAAAGGAGUACUCGACAGUCUUCGAAAAGUAACACCACCAAAUGGUUUACUGUCUUUUGACCGCUUUUGUACUGGUUUAAAAAUGUGCUUACUUCGUAAUCAAAUGGAAAAUGGUCGUCGAGAGAGUGAUUCUGUGCGGCCUCCAUCUGCUCCACUUUUAGAUGUAGACAUAAAACCUAAUGUACAAUGGACAAAUGGAAACAUGGCUGCCAUAAGACCGACUCAACAAAGAACACUAAGUAUGCCACAAUUAGCUUUAGAACGCAAUAAUAAAGAAGUACAUCAGUUAUCACAAAAAUCUACAUCAUCGUCUCUUUUUGGACCCCCAAAACCGCCUAGAACUGCAGCUGGUCUAGAACGUGGCUUACAGCUUGCAUCUGGUGAACGAAUUAUAGAUAAGGCAGAAAUACGAACAGCUUUGCAAAAUUGGCAACUUGGAGUAUUGUUAAAUGAUCAAAGCAGUUCUAGAAGUGAAAAACAAUCAAGUAAUUAAAAAUUUAACCCAAGUAACUAAAUCUUAACUGGCAUUAAUAUAUUUUUGUUUUAGGUGAACAAACUUAUAAAAGAAUUAACCAACGACGGAGAGAGCCAAGACGCCAUACUCUUCAGAGCGGUAUUGAUUAUAAUAUGGUAAAUAUACACAUACCUAAUACUGAAAUAAUAAUAAAACAGUUCUAUAUAUACAUGUUUUUUAUUCAGCUGAAAAGAAUAAAACAAAUUGAACAGGAAAAAGAAGUUCUUAUGCAUGGUCUUCAAGCUGUUGAAAGGGCAAGAGACUGGUACCACAAACAGAUUGCCGCUGUACAAGAAAAAAUGAAAUACCUCGGAAGAACAAAUUCACAUACUGUAAGAUGAAAAAAAUAAAAAUUACGCACUUGUAAUAUUUAUUUUAUAAUUUUAAUUAAAGCAAGACCAGUGGACCGAAGCACAACAGGAACGUAUUGAGUUACAGCGGGCUAGAGUCUUGGAAGUUAACAGACACCUAUCUGCAUUAACAGAUGGUGGCGAACGAUGGGGUGGUCUACCGUUGCACAUGAACUUAGCUGUACAUUCAGCAAAUAAUUCUGGAACGAUGUUACAUCAAAAUCCUCAAGUAAUGGCCACACUAAAACAUCGCAACCAUAUACUCACUGAGGUUGGGUUUUAUUUAAUUUUCAUUUAUAUCAGACUAUUUUUUUUUUAUAUGUUGCUUUUAUUUUUUUUUUACAGGAGUUGGGACAAAAAAGUGAAAGAAUAUCAACAUUAGAAAGAGAAAAGGCAACUCUUAUUAGAGAAUUAUUUCAAACACGAACCCAGAUGGGACGUAAACGAUUGGAUAGUAAACCUGAUGGUCAGUCGUACAUACCUUAAAAUCGGAAUCUGUUACCAAGUGCAACACUUUAUUGCACUGCAUUGUAAAAAAAAAAGUGGUGCUUAAAUGAAACACAAGUAAGAAAAUAAUACCAUUAUUUUCAUGCUCAAUUUAACUUUACACAUUAAAUAGUUACUGAUACUAAUCUUACGAUAUUGUAAAAUGCUAUAGUAAUAAAUAUUACUGCCAGCCAUACCUCAAUUUUCAUAGUAUUAGGAAUAAUUCUUAAUUUGUGUAAGUAAAUAAAACCUUUGUGAUUAAUGCAAUAAAGUUUUUAAUAAAAUAUUGCUUGACUUACAACAUGCAUUAUGAUGAAAAAAAUUAAAUUUGAUACACUGGUUCAUCAAAACAAACAUUGUUUACAUUUUUCUUAAAAUUGUACAUUAAUUAUAAUAAAAAGUAUUGUUUUUUGUUAUAUAAGUAUAUUUAUAACAUAGCUAGAAGUAAAUAAUUUAAUAAAAAACUGUUAUCAAUUGUAAUACUGCCAUAACAUAAAUUGUCAUUUGCACAAUAAUAAGAAAGAAAUUAUUAGUAGUUCCAGGUAUUGCAUUUUUGAUGUUUUAUUAUACAAUGUCCGUCCACCACGUCUCUGUGAUGCUAAUAUUAUUCUGAUUAUAUACUAGAAUUUGUUUAUUGUUGCUACAUUUUUAAUAUUUUAUACAAAAUUAAAUUAUCUAGAAUUUGUUAAAAUUAUUAUGUGCCAUACAUAUGCGUAUUAUAUUUAGUAUAAUCCAUAAACAUAAUAUGCCUAUGGUAUAACUUGAUGUAAAGUAUAUAGUAUUUUUUUGGGGAUAUGGCAAUUAUUAUGUGUUAUUAUUUAAUAAAU
This is a messenger RNA of Cinara cedri, 3486 nucleotides long. The record is from the annotation of a GenBank genome assembly. Lineage: Eukaryota; Metazoa; Arthropoda; Insecta; Hemiptera; Aphididae.